Numida meleagris (helmeted guineafowl) is the source of this 1841-nucleotide messenger RNA. RefSeq names its product complement C1q like 1 (gene C1QL1). The record is from RefSeq and is a predicted model, not a curated record. The transcript is spliced from 2 exons. Bases 370 to 1107 code for a protein of 245 amino acids. Gene Ontology annotation, molecular function: protein binding. NCBI's taxonomy places the organism in Eukaryota, Metazoa, Chordata, Aves, Galliformes, Numididae.
GGGGCGUGGUUCUGCGUCCCCCGGGCAGUGCUGGGGGUGUCACUGCGCGGAGGGGGCGUGGUCUGGACAAAGUGGGCGUGUCUCCGGUGGGAGGGGGCGUGGCCAAGGGGCGGCCGGGCGUGCAUACAGUGGCAGUGGGCGUGGUCACAGCGGGCGUGGGCGUGGCCGGGCGCGGGGGGGCGUGGCCAGGCUCGGAGCGCACCGGAGCUCAGCGGAGCGGAUCGGAACGGAGCGGCACCGCCGAUCCCCGAACCCCACCGCCCUGCCCGCCCACAAACCGGCACCAUUCCGGCCCAGCGAGCAGCCCCGGCCGGGCGUCGGCUCAGCCUCGGCCGUAAAACUUUGCUGGCGGCCGCUGCGGGCGUGGUGAUGGUGCUGGUGCUGGUGGUGCUCAUCCCCGUGCUGGUGAGCUCGGCGGGCACCGACGGCCGCUACGAGAUGCUGGGCACCUGCCGCAUGCUCUGCGAGCCCUACGGGGGCACCGCGCCGGGGGGCGGCCCGCUCCCACCACCCUCCACGCUGGUGCAGGGGCCGCAGGGCAAAGCGGGCAAACCGGGCAAACCGGGACCACCGGGACCCCCCGGCGAACCGGGACCGCCGGGAGCUGCGGGCCCGCCGGGGGUGAGGGGCGAAACGGGCAAACCGGGGCCCCCCGGGCUGCCGGGUUUGGGGGGUACGGGGGCGGUGAGCACGGCCACCUACAGCACGGUGCCGCGCGUCGCCUUCUACGCCGGCCUGAAGAACCCGCACGAGGGCUAUGAGAUCCUCAAGUUCGAUGAUGUGGUCACCAACCUGGGCAACAGCUACGAUGCCGCCUCGGGGAAGUUCACCUGUGUCGUUCCCGGCACCUACUUCUUCACCUACCACGUCCUGAUGCGCGGCGGAGACGGCACCAGCAUGUGGGCUGACCUCUGCAAGAACGGGCAGGUACGGGCCAGCGCCAUCGCGCAGGAUGCGGACCAGAACUACGACUACGCCAGCAACAGCGUCAUCCUACACCUGGAUGCGGGCGACGAGGUCUUCAUCAAGCUGGAUGGGGGCAAAGCCCACGGUGGCAACAACAACAAGUACAGCACGUUCUCGGGCUUCAUCAUCUACUCGGACUGAGCCUGGACCCAUGGCAUCGCCCCAUGGCAUCGCUCCAUGCCCACCCAGCCCCAUGGCAUCCCCACGUGCAGCCCUAUGGCCGGCUGUGGGGCCCAGGAGCCCCCUUCCCCAUCACCCGCUCACCUCAUUGCUGCUAAUUCGGGGCGGGGGGAGCAGAGGGGCGGUCCCCUGGCUGUGACCCACACGGUGCCCACGGGAUGUGGGUCUGUACAGGGUGCCUCGCGCCAGGGUUGUGCCAGGGGAGCUGCCCGGCCCCAGGUGACUCCAUGGUAAAGCAGAGCUGUGACCUCUCCCUGUGUGCUGUCUUUGUCCCCGUGUCGCGGUGUCACCAGGGUUGGGGACAGCAUCUUCCAGCCUUGUUGUCCCCCCUCAGCCCGGCCAAGGAAUCGGGGCACCGUCCCCAGGUGCUGCAGUCCAGGUGGGCGCUGCCACCUGUGUCCCCUCGCUGCCCCCACGGGGUGACGGUGGGAUGGGUCCCCACGGCAGAACAUGGCCCCGUGAUGGGAUGUGUCCCCAUGGCAGAACGUGUCCCCAUGACAGGACCUGUCCGCAUGAUAGCACAUGGCACCAUGGUCAGACGUGUCCCCGUGAUGGGAUGUGUCCCCAUGUCAGAACACGGGCCCUGUGACAGGACAUGGCCCCGUGACAGAGUGCGUCCCCGUGAUGUGACACAGCCCUCGUGACAAGACGUGGCCCCAUGUCAAGAUGUGUCCCCAUAGCAGCGCAUGGCCUCA